AUGAAGGACCCUCUUAUAGAAAGCGAUAUAUCUCGCAGAAGAGCAACGACUCUCGUUAUGUCUGAAAGGAAUUUCAAAAUCCCUUUACCAGAAAUCAACCCUUUCCCUUUCAACAAAAUUUCUACAAGCAAAUAUAACUGUGUUACCUUCCUCCCUAAAAAUUUAUGAUUCCAGUUCCAAAAACUGGCAAACGUUUAUUUCCUUGUAGUUGCAGUUUUACAAGCUAUUCCAGAAAUAUCAGUAUCUGGAGGAGUCCCAAACAUUUUAUUGCCUUUAGGUUUUGUCUUGACUGUUAGUGCAAUUAAAGAUUUGCUUGAAGAUAUGAAAAGGAAAAGAUCAGAUAAUGAAGAAAACAAUCGAUUAAUAAAGAAAAGACAAAAUAGUCAAUGAGUCAAAAUAAAAUGGGAGCAAGUAAAGGUCGGGGAUGUUUUAUUUGUGAGUAAAGACGAAUAUUUUCCUGCUGAUAUGAUUUUACUAUCAAGCUGCGACACAAAAGGAAUUUGUUAUAUUGAAACGAAAAAUCUAGAUGGAGAAACCAAUUUAAAACAUAAAUUGGCGAAUAAAAGCACACAGGAGUAUUUUUCUGAUCCGAGCAAAUUUGAUUAUUUUACAUGUAGUGUUAAAUGUGAAGACCCAAAUCCAAUGAUUUAUAAUUUCAAUGGUCUCUUAAAGAUUGAAGGAAUAACUAGUGCACUAUCUAAUGAACAAUUUUUAUUAAGAGGAUCUUCAUUAAAAAACACUGAUUGAAUUGCAGGUCUUGUCGUAUACACAGGCCACCAAACCAAAAUUAUGCUGAAUUCUGCCAAAUCUCGAGCAAAAGUGUCAAGUCUAGAAUCUUAUAUGAACAGAGAGGUCAUUUAUAUUUUCCUGCUACAGCUCGGAAUUUGCGUUUUUUGUGCAUCUUAUUAUGCAAUAUGAUACACAGACUACAAAUACGAGACAGAUAUUUACUUGGAUUUAACAAGAACUGGCCAUGCUGAUUUUGUUGAAUUUAUUGUAAUUUUCUUUACAUGGACGCUAAUUUUUACAAAUUUUGUCCCUAUUUCUUUAAUAGUCACUCUUGAAAUGGUAAAAUUUUUGCAAGCUGUUUUUAUUGCAUGGGACUUGAAAUUAUAUUACGAACCUACAGAUACCCCAGCUGGUGUCCAAAGCUCGAACCUUAAUGAAGAAUUAGGCCAAAUUAAUUACGUGUUUUCUGACAAAACUGGAACUUUGACUUGCAAUGUGAUGGAGUUUCGGAAAUUUUCGGUACUUGGAACUUCAUAUGGAACCGAUGACCAUUUAGAUUUGCAAUACAAAAUCCCUCAUGUAGACUUCGUUGACAACAGCCUUGACCAUAGUGACCCUAUGAUUAUAGAAUUUAUGAUGCAUUUAGCUUGCUGCCACACUAUAAUUUCUGAAAUGAAAGACGGCGAGCUUGUAUACAAAGCUAGUUCCCCUGAUGAGUUAGCUUUAGUUAAUGCAGCCAAGUUUUUUGGGUAUGAGUUUAUAGCAAGAGACCAAGACAUGAAUAUUGAAAUUAAAAUUGGGGAAAGGAAAAUGCAUUUUAAGCUGCUAAAUGUUAUUGAAUUCACAAGUGAUAGGAAAAGAAUGACUGUAAUUGUGAAAAAUCCAGAUGGAAAAAUAAAAUUAUUAUGCAAAGGCGCUGAUAGUGUGAUAUUACCAAGACUGAACCAAAGUGAUUUGAUACCUAAAACUUGGAAUCAUUUAGAAAAGUAUGCAAAUGAAGGACUGAGAACGUUGGUUAUUGCAAGUAGAGAGCUAUCUGAAAGCGAAUACUUGGCUUGGAAUUUGAAAUUUGAAGAAGCCAUGCAAGAUAUCCACCAUAGAGAAGAAAAAGUUAAUGAAGUUGGAGAAGAAAUAGAGCAAAAGCUUAAUCUAAUAGGCGCUACAGCUAUAGAAGAUAAGCUGCAAGACAAUGUCCCAAGUACUAUUAAAGCUUUGAGAGAUGCUGGCGUAAAAAUUUGGGUCCUCACAGGAGACAAGGUAGAAACUGCAGUCAAUAUUGGUUUUUCCUGUAAUUUACUUACUAGUGAAAUGGUCAGAAUUUUGGUGACUUCUCCAAAAACUCACUCUACACUACGUGAGCGAACAAAAAAAUUUUGAUCGCUCACCGGUGGGAGCCCGAAAUUUUAAAAAUGUCCCAAAUUGUAAAAACUGAGAAGUAAAAUUAAUUUAAUUUGUAAAAUUUAUAUUUAAAAGUAAGCUAUUUAAAUUCCAACAAAAUUAGCUAGAGAUUUCAUUAUAAUAAUUAUCACUCAUGUAGAAAUAUAUUUUUUUUAUUCAAAUUUGCAUAUUAAAAAAAUUUUUGGUGGGCUUUUACCAAAAAUUAAGAAUGUUCCCAAUGGUUUCGUUCGCUUAUGGAGGGGAGUCAGCAGGUCAGCGAAGAACUUGAUAGGGGGAUAAAAUCGUUUGGGGCAAACACUGAUACACACUAUGCCUUAGUGGUUUCAGGGGAAGCACUAUUGAAAGCUAUGAGAGGAGAAUUAGUAAAAAAAUUAAUAUUGGUGACUGACAAAUGCAAUGUAGUUUUGGCCUGCAGAGUAUCACCACAACAAAAAGCUGAUAUAGUCAAGAUGAUACGAAAUAAUAAAAUUGGAGCUAGAACUUUAAGUAUAGGAGAUGGAGCAAAUGAUGUCAACAUGAUAACAGCUGCACAUGUAGGAGUUGGAAUAGCUGGAUUAGAAGGCGCGCAAGCUGUCCGUGCCUCUGAUUACUCAGUUGCUCAAUUUUCCUACCUAAAAAGGCUUAUGUUUGUGCAUGGCCGCGAAAGCUACCGCAAAAAUGCUACUUUGAUUUGCUAUAAUUUCUAUAAAAAUGUUUUACUGGUAAUUCCUUUAUUCUGUUAUGGGAUUUUUUCAGCGUAUUCUGGGCAGAUUUUGUAUAAUACAUGGACCUAUCAGACUUUUAAUAUCUUUUUUGCUUCACUUCCUAUUGUAAUUUAUGCGCUAUUCGAUAAAGAAAUUUCUUAUAAGCGACUUGAAGGAAAUCCGAUGCACUAUUUAUUAGGUCUAAAAGGAAGGCUUUUUAAUACUUCAAUAUUUUGGUUAUGAAUUUUAGAAGCUUCUUUGCAAGGACUAGCAAUUACAAUAGUCGUGAUGUUUUCUCUUUGUGGAGAAACAUCCUCAAUAGAGGGUCGAACAAACAGCAUGUGGACAGGCUCAGCUCUUAUCUUCGCUAUUGUUGUUAUAGUAGCUAACGGCAAAGUAGUAGAAUUCAGCUAUUCCCAUUAUUGGUUUUCUCUCACCAUUCUCAGUGUCAGCGUUUUAUUGUAUUUCUUUAUACUAGCAAUUUUAACUGAAUGGCUGCCUGUAAGUGAAUGACUUGAUAAUUAUGACAGCAAAGGAAGCCUAACACAAAUGUUCGCAGAUGGGAACACUUAUUUAUGCUCUAUUUUGCUGAUUUUUUCCUUUUUUUUCUACAAGCCUCUUAUCACUCAUACUACAAUGCUGAUAGAUUUAAUAACUCCUCCCCUCUGCUAGCGAGCAAAACUAUGGGAAAAUCCCACACAAAAUUUUUUUUAAUUUUAUGAAAAAAAAUUAUAAUUAGUAUAAUCAAAUUCUGCUUAAUUUUAAACAGCUUUCAUUUUAAAACAUAAAAUUUAAAAAUUUUGCGAAUAUGGACUUUUUAAAUUUUUGAAAAAAAAUUACUUUAUAAAUACUUUUUAAAAAAAAUUAAACCCCCAAUUUUUUGUUAACGGAGUGGUGAGUAAGGAAAAAGAAAAUUGUGAUGCUUGAAGACGAAGAACUAGAAGAUAGCGAUAGAGAAAAAGCUUUACAAGAACUGCCGCUAGAAGAAAAAGUUGCGGCACAAAUAAGCUUGCAAAAACUAUCCGUAAAACGUAAGAUUUUAUAUAGACACCGGCUUCGCGUUCAGUGGAGAAGCAGGACAUGUGCCACAAAUUACAGAGAAAUAUUUCAGGAGCUCGACAGAAUUACUAACUUAA
Messenger RNA from Blepharisma stoltei, 3946 nucleotides. The record is from the annotation of a GenBank genome assembly. Lineage: Eukaryota; Ciliophora; Heterotrichea; Heterotrichida; Blepharismidae.